Heterotrigona itama is the source of this 231-nucleotide messenger RNA. Lineage: Eukaryota; Metazoa; Arthropoda; Insecta; Hymenoptera; Apidae. The record is from the annotation of a GenBank genome assembly.
UGGACGACCAUAAUCUUUGCGACAAUAAUCGUCACUUGUCUACUUGGAUUAAUCGUUGAAACUGCGGCCACGAUAGCUCAACCAAAGGCACCUAAUUUUCAAUACUUCGAACGGCCUAAAUACCGCUAUCCAUACUACGAUGAAAAUGGCAGAGGAAAAUUACUCUAUGGCUAUGGAGGACCAGAUCUGUAUCAAUAUAAAACUUACAGUGCCCUCGAGGGAAUUCAUUAA